Molecule: messenger RNA, 1400 nt
Organism: Suillus clintonianus
Lineage: Eukaryota; Fungi; Basidiomycota; Agaricomycetes; Boletales; Suillaceae
Exons: 11
Coding region: 105-1250 (381 amino acids)
Biological process (GO): exocytosis; piecemeal microautophagy of the nucleus; endocytosis
Cellular component (GO): membrane; cytosol; intracellular membrane-bounded organelle
Molecular function (GO): oxysterol binding
Source: RefSeq, a predicted model, not a curated record
GUGGAGCAUUGAGCAGCCUUAAAGCUGUGACACUGUACAGCGACCCUGCAUCUUACUUCCAUCACAUCUCAGCGUCAGCUACCAAUCACUUAUCAAUAUCAAGCAUGUCGGAACAAGCUGGCGAGGCUGUACCUGCAGCACAAAAGAGCAGCUGGACGUCCUUUUUGAAGUCGCUGGCUGGCUUUACGGGUGAUCUGUCGGCCAUGACUGCUCCUCCGUUUAUAUUGUCGCCUACAUCCCUCACCGAGUUCCCAGCUUAUUGGUGUGAACGACCCGAGUUGUUUGCUGCGAUUGCCGAUGGGAAGACGGAGCAGGCCCGAGCGUUGGCUGUGUUGAAAUGGUUCAUCAGUACACUUAAAGGGCAGUACACCUCCCGAAAUGAAUCUAUGGGCUCUGAGAAGAAGCCCUUGAAUCCUGUACUCGGAGAACUCUUCUAUGGGUAUUGGCCAGCGACUGCAACUCGUGGAGGCAAGACCACCCUGGUCGUAGAACAAGUCUCCCACCAUCCGCCCAUCACAGCUUAUCGCAUAGAAAACCUUGAAAAAGGUGUUAUCCUGACAGGACACAAUGCGCAAAAGACGAGUUUCAGCGGGGGAAGUAUUAUCGUCAAGCAGGUUGGGCAUGCAGUUCUCAGCGUAACGCUUCCGUCUGGGGAGACUGAGGAGUAUCUGAUCACCCUUCCUCGUCUUCGCAUCGACGGGCUCUGGUAUGGCUCCCCAUAUAUCGAACUUGCGGAAACAAGUUACAUCCAAAGCUCCGCCGGCUGGCUGUCUACGAUCGAAUACAAGGGCAAAGGCUAUUUCUCGGGGAAAUCGCACACGUUCAAAGCAACACUCACCCCGCCUGCGCACAUUCAUACGUCUCCCCACGUGAUUGAGGGGACAUGGCAUACCACAUCUAAAGAUUCGCAUAGUGGUGCGGCGUUCCAUGAUGUCACGUCGCCCAAGGAGGAGAUCACAGUCGCUCCUGUUGAAGAUCAAAGCGAGUUUGAAAGCCGGAAGCUUUGGCAUGGUGUUGCCAAGGGUAUCAGAGAGGGCGAUUUCGAGACUGCUGCGACGUUCAAGGGCAAGAUCGAGAACGAGCAACGGCAGAGAAGACGUGAUGAAGCUGCGGGUGGCACGACGUGGGAGUUGAAGCAUUUCAAGCAUGUUGAUAAUGAUCCUGUCUAUGAACGUCUAGGCAGGCUCUUCAAAGCGAACCCGCCGACAGAGGACGCCUAUGUUUACCUCAACAAUGGUCCGCGCUCUUAGAUGUCAAGGAAAUAUACCUCUAGAUGCACAGGCCACAGCUGUAGCUCGUAGAGCAUUGCGCCUGUUGGAUAUUCUGGAUUGGAUUGGACGUCUGUGAUGGACGUUCGCAUGAUCUGAUAUAUUCUUCUACUUCUCCAUUGUAGUAUCGCA